This is a messenger RNA of Lithohypha guttulata, 1188 nucleotides long. RefSeq lists its product as uncharacterized. The record is from RefSeq and is a predicted model, not a curated record. The transcript has a single exon. The coding region runs from base 1 to 1188 and encodes 395 amino acids. Gene Ontology annotation, molecular function: protein serine/threonine kinase activity. Lineage: Eukaryota; Fungi; Ascomycota; Eurotiomycetes; Chaetothyriales; Trichomeriaceae. Gene Ontology annotation, biological process: positive regulation of Ras protein signal transduction; protein phosphorylation.
AUGCCAUUGUAUUUGACGGGUGCUCGUUCAUCUCGAGUCACGAAACCUCGUCCGCAACGAACGGCGUCUCUACCCUUCAAUUCCGCAAAGCCGGCAACCUCGUUGCAUAGAGCACAUACUGUGGCAAACAUCCUGGAUGGCCAUGUAGGAUUGGAGGAGGAAGGUGCCCUUGCACCCACUGGCAAACUCGCCAGCGUGGUUGACAACAGCACCAGUGAUGUUCUCUCCGCCAUCAAGUAUGCUCGCACUACUAUGUUCGAGCCACUGCCGGACAGGGCUGGCAUGAAUAGUGUUGGCAUCGCUGAGGUUCUCAAUUUCCAGAAAAACCUUCCAGCUGUCGUCUCCUUGGCUCAUAUUCAUGCCUUGCGAUCAAUAUCAAGCAAGACUGAAAGAGACAUUCAAUACCUGCUUGCGCACAAUGAAGUUCGCAGACUUCAACUUGUUGGUCGCGGCAAUGAAGUGAGUGGUCUCAAGGAGCUCCUUAUUGCAACUCGGGAUUAUGAAGGUAUUGUUCGUGCAUCAGGCCUGCCUGACGAUGUCGUGUCUUCGUUCAUCGCUGCAUUGCAAGCCAAUCCGAGAGUCCAUGCACUUCCGAAUUCGUUUUUGACUAGGUUGCAUAUUGAGCUUCUGUUCCGUGCUGGCUUUCUGGUCGCUCCUUCACUUCAGAGCUCUCGUAAUGUGGAGGCGGGUUUUGGUCGACCUGCUGCUGCUGCUCCUAUCCUCUCAAGGUCUACUUCCUGUCCUCAAGCCGUCUCAUUUGAUUCCAGUGUAACUUUUGAGUCGCUAGGUGGUGUGGGCAGCGCUCGUCGAUCGAAAACCACUACCGCUACCAUGGCAGAGAAUCGAUUUGUCCUAUCUGUGCCAGGACUUUCAUCAUACCUGCAGCUUGUCGAUGCCUCACGAAAUCAUUUUCUUGACCUAUUACGGCAAUUCUCCAGACAUAGACAGGCCCCCGUGUACCUGUUGAGAGAAAGAUGGAAUGGCAAUAUCGAUGACAAUGCCAACCAGAUCUCGGUGGCAAAGCGCAUUCGAGGGGAGUUCUCAAAUGUCCUGCCUGCGAAGACCAAGAAAUGGAAGUCCUUCCGAGGCUUAUCGUUUGACUGGGUGUUGGCAGAGUGUCUUGGGGCCGGUUUGAUAGAGCUUUUCGAAACUCACAGUGUUGGCUUGGGUGUUAGAGCUCUUGUGUAG